This is a messenger RNA of Babesia microti strain RI, 942 nucleotides long. RefSeq names its product heterochromatin protein 1 (HP1). Gene Ontology annotation, cellular component: pericentric heterochromatin. The coding region runs from base 1 to 942 and encodes 313 amino acids. Lineage: Eukaryota; Apicomplexa; Aconoidasida; Piroplasmida; Babesiidae. Gene Ontology annotation, molecular function: chromatin binding. Gene Ontology annotation, biological process: chromatin organization; negative regulation of transcription by RNA polymerase II. The transcript is spliced from 4 exons. The record is from RefSeq and is a predicted model, not a curated record.
AUGGUAAACAAGAGGUGUAGAUCUCCAAAAAUCUCUCCUUUUGAUGAUGAGGAAGAGGAGGAUGAAUAUGAGGUGGAAAACCUUAUAGACAUUAAAUACGUGAAAGGUAAACCUCUAUUCCUUGUUAAAUGGAAGGGAUUCCCCGACGACGACAACACCUGGGAACCAGAGCAAAAUCUAACUAAUCUGCCCCUGUUUGCCGCCAAAAUGGCAUCUAUGAAGGAAGCCUACAAUGGAAAGUCAAAAAAUCGCAAGGGAAACAAGGUCAAACCCAAGGUUAUGGACGAAAAUACUAUAUCAUCACAAAUUUCUCCAAAAAUAUCCGAUAAGGAACCUGAAGUGGAUGACAAGAAUGAUUAUGAUUAUCAGGAACCAGACAAUAAAAGACAUUCCGCAUAUUCGUCCAGGAAGACGGAAAAUAAUAACAUAAAUAAUUCUGGUCAAAAAAAAGUUAAAAAUGAUGCAUGGGUCCCCGUUCUAACUGCAGAUGGACCCUUGAAUGAUCCCCCGGAUGAAGCAGUCGAGGUGGAGGAUUUGCUUGACUAUAAGCCAAAGGGGAGAAAGGAUUUUUAUCUUGUACGGUGGAAAGGAGAUUGGGAGGAUUCUUGGGAGCCAAGGCAUAACCUGCUUAUUGUGGGCGAUCUCAUGAAAAAAAUGACAGAGCUGAAGACCAGAUAUUUGCAAGUAUACGGCCCAGGUGAUAUGGAAGAUGAGGCUCUUGUAUCUAUUCUCAGCAUUAGAAUAACUGGAGAGGCAACAUUGUCAGCCGUUGUGGUUGAAACCUCCAGAGAGAGUGAAACUAAGACUUUGUUGCCACUACAAGAAGUUAGGCAGAGGUGGCCCCAACAAUUAUUGGACUUUCUACUUGCAAGAUUGAGGCUAAGGCCAUCAAUUGAACAGUCUUCUGAUAACUCUCCCGUGCAAAGAGGCGUAUCUAAGUAA